CGCGGCUCCUCUCGGUUCCUCUCGGCUCAGCCUCCCCCGCCGGCUCCGCCCGCCGCUCGCAUCGCUGCCCUCGGUGCUGUUCGGGCGGCUGGCGGUCCCGGCUCGACGACUCUGAACGUGGAAAGGGUUCAUCACCGCGAAGCCCUGCCGCCUCCCGGCUGCCCCGGUGCCAACCUGUCCGCGCUGUCCCAAAUCCACGCUUGGCUCUUAGGAUCCAGGUGAGCCCUUGAAGCCGCACCAGGAAGAUAGGAGCUUUCAGACACCGCCUCAGAGGAGCACCCAAGCACCCUGUUUUGCAGCCCCAUUUGUGGUAUAGGAAAGCAAUUUAAAAAUGCAGGAUAUAAUUUAUACAGAUAUCCUGCACCUAAUUAUCAUAGCUUAUAUGCAAUACAUAUGUUGCAACUGUAUAAUUUGGGAUAUAUUUUAUGGCAUAUGACAUUUGCUUAUGUAAAUUGUUGCUGCGAGGUUCCCAGGAGCUGAAAUAGCUCCCCGAGCCCAAAGGCAUCCAGAUACUGAGCUUUGACAGAAUCACAGAAUCACACAGAAUCAUUAAAGCUGGAAAAGACCACUAAGAUCAUCCAGUCCAACGUCCGUGUGUGCCACAUCUCCACAGUUCUUGAGCACCCCCAGGGUCAGGGACUCCAUCACUCCCUGUGCAGCAGUGCCAGUGCAUUACCACCCUUUUGCAGAAUAAAUUCUUCCUAAAACCCAGUCUGAAGUUUUGUCAUUUUAAUACUGUAAGUGUUUGGUAUUUGUUGAGUGCUCUCAGCAGUAUCAGUAGCAUGACAGGAGAUUGAAGUCCAGUAACUGGUUUUCAUUCCCAUUCCAUCCAACAAACCCCUUUUCAUGACAGCAGCCAUGGUAUUUUGAGAAGAUGGGUAUCAAAGUUCAGUAUGAGUUCAUCUUUGGUACACUGUUGUGUUCUUGUUGGACAAGAGUUAUUGGCCUCAUGUUGCAUGAGGGAAGGUUCAGGUUGAAUAUUAGGAAAAAUAUCUUCUCAGAAAGGAUAGUGAGGCACUGGCACAGGCUGCCAAAGGAGUCACCCCUGGAGAUGUUCCAGAACCAUGGAGAUGUGGCAACGAGGGAUGUGGUUAUGGGCAUGGUAGGAUGGGUCUUGGUGGUCUUAGAAGUUUUUUCCAACCUGAAUGAUUCUAUGGUUCUGAUUCUGUUUAUAUUAAUAGCACAGAUUCAGUAUGUUUCAUGACACUAAUAAUUGCUUAGAUGCCUGCAUAUAAUUGAAGAUCUCAUGGCUUUUUAAGGAGAGGCAGCUCUUUGUAAUGGUUUUUAAUGCUAUUCAAUGUGCUCAGCAAGUCCAAGCCUCCAAAGAAAGGAAAGAAAUAGAUGCGAACCAUAAUAACAAUAAAUGUAAAACCUCUGAGAUGACCCAUAUAAAAAGAAUAAGGAAAUCAAAAGCAGACUUCUUCCUCUUUCAGUGCCAUUUAAAUUAAAUGCCCUAAAGGGGGUUUUAGUUAUAUACCGCAAAAGAAAAAUUGGCAUUGCUUAAGAAAAAAACACACAUUUAUGGCUGUUCAUAACAUGAGAGAUUUAGGUCAGUUGGGGUCUUAACAGAGCUCUGGGAACUGUAUGCAGAGUUUACAAUUUACUGGGCCAGCUACUGUCUGGGCAGGGCUGGGUGCUAUUAAAGAGCCAUUGAAGUCAGCUUCAUUGAUGGGAGGAUCAAGGACUUGUAUGUUUAUUUAAAGGGUACAGAUCAGAUAAUAACUGGAUAAAAAAGCCAGGAAAGAAGGAAGCACCCUCUUCCCCUGCUCACACAGCUGGUCUGCCAGGAACACUUCACUGCUUCCCUGCGGCGCUCCAUGAAACCUGACGCCAGGAGCAGCUCCUCUCCUGCUGUGUGCUGGGAAUAUCCGAGUUCCCAGCGAGGUGGGGGAGACAAGGGAAGAUUGCUGCCUAUACUUCAGGACAAAAAUAGCAUCUGAAAGAAAUGACCUUUGCUGGGACUCAGAUCCUGCCUUUGAGAUCCCACCUCGGUCAGUGCAUUGACACCCAGCUACUUCCCUGCAGAGAUUUGCGCAGAAGUGGAUGAGCGGAGCAUGAACCACCCCUUCCUUCCCUUCUCCCUCUAUCCCCGAGCCCACAGGAAUUUGGGCACAUUUCUUUGCACACACCUCCCUCCCAUCUUGGGAUAAAAAUAAGUGAGAAGCAACCAAUGACCAGCUACCUUCCACUUGCACGGAGCUUAAGCUGUGAAUGAAAAGCCACCUGAGAACACUGGAUUGAGUCUGAAGGAUUCACCUAGCAGACAUAAAAACAAUAUACAAGGCUUGAGCAGAGCAAUUAUUGCAUACCACUCUCCCUGUGAGAAAUCAAAGGGAUGUAUGAGCACAAGCAUGUGGUAUUUAAGAGACUGCAACAUCUUUUCUUGUCUCUGGGGGUGAAAUACAUUGUGGAAAUGCAGUUUAACCUAAAUCAACUUCCUAAUAACAAACAGAAAUACACUUGGUCUGUGCACUAACUCAGUCACUGCAGGGAAAGAUGUUUGCUUUAUUAAGGAAUGAGCACUGCUUAAGUUUAGCAUCACUAUUGAUGCCAAAGGUACCGAUAGGAGCAUAGAGAAAAGGAUAGACCCUCCAAAGAGGCAAAUUGUAGGAGAAGAAUUCACACUUCAAGAAAAGUUGCUGAAAUGACAGAAAAAAACCCCCCUGAAUUUUAAAGUUUUUAUCACGACAAACGGAGAGAGAAGGGAGGGAGCAGGAUGGGUGGGAGAUGUCAUGGUGGGCUGAAGUGUAAUUCUGGUGGUGGGUCAAGGGAUUGAGAUAGGACAUUCUUUGUCAUUAUGCUUUCAGCCAUAAAAUGAAUUUUUAAUGGGUCAUAUCCUGUUGGCAUGUGGAGGUGAUGAGAUUUUGUAUGGCCUCUUUGCUUCUAUUGACAACCUGAUGUUUUCAUAUUGCGAGGGAGCAUUUUCAUUUGAGGAGGGAAUUUGAUGGGAGUGGGUGCUAAACCAUGGGGCAUUCUGCUCACCAAGAACUCACAGAGAACUUCUGAUGAUGAAAAGGGGGAAGAAUUAAUAGGGGAGGAGGAAUAUGCAUUGAUAAAAUCUCCAAGUAGUUUGUGGUGAUGGAAGAAUCUGCCCCAACAGGAAAAUGCUUGAAAUGACAACAGGCAGGGAGCUGCUGGAGAGCAGCACAAGGGAGAGCACAUGGGAAAUGCUGUGAGAUGGAGCAUGAAGCAAUUGAAAUCGAGUGAAGAGCAGAGAACACAGUGUCACCAAAGCUGUUGGUGUGCAGUUGUUGUUUUGGUUUGGCCCUUCUUUUUGACUGCCCCACACAAGACAUGUCCAGGAGUGGGCAUUGGGAUAAAGUGAUUGUGCUUUCCUGUAAAAUAUCAAUUUUAAUGCCUUGUGGGCAAAAACCAAACUUGGUGUCUGGCAGAUUGUGUUGAGAAAGGGAAUGCUGAAGGAUGGCAUCUUAUUGAUCACGUUAAGUUUAACAGUACUGGAAGGACUUAUAACUCGCUCUGUGGUUUUGCAGUGUCAUGUACCUCUUCCCAAAGCAAUGCCACGUUAAAUGGAGAAAGGUUGAAGGGUUACUGCAGGGCAUCUGAGCAGCACAGGAGCUGUUUGCAGGCUUCAUCGGUUGAUGCUUGUCAGUAAUUCCUUUUUCUGUUUUCAUUCUCCCAAGUCAGAGGGAAUAGAAUUACUAAGGGAAGCCGCAAGUGGUUUAAUAACCCUGAUGCAAACUUCUAUGAAGUAAUAAAGCAUUUUUAUCAUGAAAAUGAAAAUAUUUAGUGAUAAAGAUAGCGUGUUUUUUUGUAGGUAAGAAGAGCAAUAAUGAUAUUGUAAGUCCUGCUGUCAUUAGCAGUCACCUAUAACUCUGUGUCUGCAAGCACAUGAGAGAAGAAUGCCUUGCCUGUGCUACUUAUUUGACAGGACCGAAAAUAUCUGCUUAAAAUCACACAGUUUGAAUACAAGUUUCAAUCCUUUAAACUGAUGUGUAGAAGAUGACCCAUCCUACAUAGAUGCUAAUUUCAGAGCUGGUUGGUUUUAAUUACAGAAGCAGUACACUUUCUGUUUGGUGGCUUGGUGGUUUUGUUUUUUGUUUUUUGUUUUUUUAAUUAAAGCAACAACAACAAAAAACCAACCCGAGAAUAUUAAUACCAGAUUCUGAGGCAUAUAUGAAUAUUACAGCCAGCACCUUCCAAAAGUAGCAAAUUCAACCCAAAAGGCUGAAACUCUGCCCUCAAGUUUGGUCUGUAGAAGGGAAGAUCUCCUAACAGCUCGCUGCUCGAGAAUAAUUAGGAUUUUUUUUAAGCUCGGAACCACGUAACUUCACCAGCGUCCCACCAAGGCAGGGAGAAAGUCCAUUUUUCUCGGCUGCACAACUGCUGGCAUUUAGAAAUGGCAGAGAAAUUACAGCUGUCGUGCACUAGAGGGCACAGCAACAGCUCCGCCGACACGCUGAGCCCUGCCAGCCGCUCUCCCCAGUGACUGUGGGUGGGUUUGAACAAUUAUUUUUAUCAACUUUCGGUUAAUCGUUAGAUGGUUUUCUUAAAACAAAUAUCCCGUCUUAUCUCUGCGGCCCGGCGGUGUUGGUUUCUAAAGAAAAGAUUCCUGUAAAGAGCCAUAAUUAGUCAUUUUCCCUCUGAAUCUGCUUACACCAUGAGAACCGGCCCGGCUGUCUGGUCCCCUAGACAAGCACACCGCUGCAACACGUGAAGGGAAAUCCUGUCCUGGUCAUUGCGAGGGCAGACAUUGAGGAGUCUGCUACAAGAUGGCAUGUCCUAGGGCUGCAUGUAGCCCUGCCACCACUGAGAGCGUCAUAGAAUCAUUCAGGUUGGAAAAGACCUCUAAGAUCACCAAUUCCAACCCCAACCCGCCCCGCCAUGCCCAUAACCACGUCCCUCAGUGCCACAUCUCAUGGCUGAUGGACACCUCCAGGGACCCAGUGACUCCAGCACCUCCUGGCAGCAGUGCCAGUGCAUCACCAACAUCGUUGUACCAGGACAAAAUAAUACUGCAAAAGCUGUGGUUGGAGCAGUGCUUUCUUUUGGUAGCCAAACUGGAAGCACUGUCUGGAGAAGAGUUAUUAUCGUGCUGCCUGGUUUUCUUGCUGUUCUGCAACUGACAAUGCAUCAUUUAUCAUGCUUUGCAUUCCAAUUUUUCUUUGCAUGUUUUCCAGCUCAUCAUAACAUAAUUACGUUUCUGUUUCUUCCAGCCAGGGGCCGAAACUUUCUUUUAGUAAGACAACAGCUGCACUGCACAACCUUGAUGAAUCCCCAUAAGGAGAAAAUGUGUCUGUGGUGCUUGUUUCUGCCUUGACAACCCAAAUGUUCAAGCUCCUUUUUUUGUGACAAAUGUUGUUUAAAAGCCCCAGUUCUUUCAUUACAUUUCUCAAAAUGAGGUUUUAUAUUGUAAUUAAGAUGUGAAAUAUUGAACACCCAGGCUGGCUUGUAAUUUUUAAGGCUUCUUUUGUAACGUUUCUUUUGGUAGUGCUUAUAGAUUCGUAAAUACUGAGAUGGAAUUUUAGAGGGCUGUGAUUAUUGUUAUGGAAUUUUUUGAAUGAAUGAAAUUGGUUCUAAGCGUAUCAGCACAACCUCCAAGGAUGUGUUAUGCAUCAUAAGGGAGUUGUGGGGGCACAGGUGAGUUACUUCCUAACUUGGCCUCAGUGGCUCUGGCUCAACUGGAAGAUAAAGUUAAUUAUACCGGCCUGGUCUAUGAAAUGCAUUAACUGCUGGUGAUGGAAAAUGUCAUAAAAGACGCCUGGUAUUUUUAUUAUUACUUAGUGAAAUGUUCUAUCAGCUGCUUUGAAGCUGAGAUUUCUAAACACUUCCAGCAGGAGGGACAUUUUUAUUUUGCAGGGAAGAAAUCAGGACAGAGAAUAGCAGGGUUCGAUACUGGAGGUGAGCUGAGGGCAGAAUCUAUUCCUAAGGGCUCCUGAUUUUAUUUACCCAAUUAUACAAUUACUAUUUCCAGUCUCAUCUCAGAAUCUAUCUGUCAGAAUCCUACAAACAACCCAAGCAGUAAAAUUUGGGUCUUAAAGAUCCUCCAGAUUUACAAGUACAGGGAGUAUCGUGUCCCGGACAAAACUUCAGCCUGCAUAACUGCAAAAUGUACCCUCUGGUUUUUGCUUUCGAUACUGAUCUCUUGGAUGUUUUUACUGCUGCCGUAACUGUGUGAAGUUGGUUUGUAUUAGAAUAACUUUAUAGAUGGAAGCAAGAGUUUUAAUUCAUGGUCACUCCUUGUUACAUCUAUACAUACAGUGAUCUAAGGAUGCUCUUGGAUGUUUGAGCACAAAAAUGUGUGUCGGAAUGCUUCAGCUCUGUCCAUCACACUGACUGCUGAUGUAAUGGGCUGGAGGGUCUUUGGUGUUGAUGAAUCAUAUAGUCAUAGAAUCAUAGGAUCACAGAAUGGCUUGGGUUGGAAGGGAACUCAAUGAUCACAAAGCUCCAACCGCCCUGCCGAAUGCAGGGCCACCAACCUCCAAUCUAAUACUGGACCAGGCUGCCCAGGGCCCCGUUCACCCUGGCCUUGAACACCUCUGGGGAUGGGGCAUCCACAACCUCUCCGGGAAACUGAUGGGAACUGUACCUCCUUGGUCAAAGCCAAAUUCAACUUCCAUCUACCAAUGUUGUGGUUUCUGGAGUGGAAAUGCUAAGUCAUGGCUUGAAGCAGUGAUUGAGCACCUGGUGGGAAGGCAGGACCAACCCAGUGGAGUUCACCUACAUGCAGUGCAAUGCACCUGAGUGACCUGAAAGGGUGGAGCCAUGAUCCACCCCUUCCUAGACCUCAUUUAAAAGUUGGUAAUGGAAGCUAUGAUAUCUUGCUGGAGAUUCCUGCGUAUCUCAGGUCUUUUGAAGUCUUGUGAAAGUCUUGAAGUCUGUCUCUCUGGACAAAACUCCUAGUCUGAAUGGAUCUGUGAACACUGAAAAGGCACUGCUCCAUCCCACUGCCCAACCUAAGGGAGAAGUGAAUACAGGGUGUUUCAGCACUGAAGCACUGACUAACUUCCUUUGGGUGCAUAUGAAAGACAAAACUUGAAUAUCCCAAAACAUUCUGGAUGAAGACCUUGAAUUCCAAAGAGAUCUAAAAAGAGAAAGUUUGGCGAUUAAUCAUGGAUCAUAGGACUGAGGAGAAAAGAAAACAACGCCAUAGCUUGACCUUACUGGAACAACUAAAAAGAAUGAAAGAAUCAUCAGAGAUAGUUGAUGUUGUGCUAGUGGCCGAAGGUCAGAAAUUUCCCUGCCAUAAGGUGGUACUAGCUGCCUUCAGUUCUUACUUCAAAGCCAUGUUUACCUGUGGCUUGGUUGAAUGCACUCAAAGAGAAGUGGUACUGUAUGACAUGUCAGCAGAGAGCGUGUCUGUAAUCCUCAAUUACAUGUACAGCGCGGAUUUGCACCUCACUAACCAGAACGUGCAGACUGUUGCUCUGGCUUCGUAUUUCAUGCAGAUGGAAGAUGUUUUCAGCUUGUGUCAAAAGUACAUGAUGGACCACAUGGAUGCUUCCAAUUGUGUGGGCAUCUACUACUUUGCAAACCAUAUUGGAGCAGAAGAUUUAUGUGAUCAAGCGAAGAGGUACUUAUAUCAGCACUUUGCUGAGGUGAGCUUACAGGAAGAAAUAUUGGAGAUAGAAGUCCAGCAGCUGUUGACUCUUAUAAAAUCAGAUGAUCUGAAUGUUUCCAGGGAGGAAAGCAUUCUGGACCUUGUCAUAAGAUGGGUGAAUCACAACAGAAAGUCACGUGCAGAACAUCUUAUCAAGCUCUUGAAGGAAGUGAGACUGGUACUGGUCAGCCCUUCCUUUCUCAUGGAAGCCCGCAAAAGGAACACAGUGAUUCUGUGCAAUUCAGAAUGCAAUGAUAUGUUUGAGGAAGCGUUGAAAAGCAUCAAACUAGCCACCCACCCUUCUCUCAGCUUGAGAUAUGGCAUGGAGACUACUGAUCUCUUACUCUGCAUCGGCAACAAUUCGCUUGGCAUUAGGUCAAGACAUGGGAGCUAUGCAGAUGCCAGUUUCUGCUACGCUCCUGCAACACAAAAGACUUACUUCAUUUCCUCUCCAAAGUAUGGAGAGGGUUUAGGAAGUGUUUGCAGUGGUGUUGUCACUGAGAAUAAUGAUAUUAUUGUGGCAGGAGAGGCAAGCGCCGCCAAAAUGUCUAGACAAAAAAACAGGAACAUUGAAAUUUAUAGAUACCACCAGCGAGGAAAUCAGUUUUGGCACAGCCUGUGCACCGCUCAGUUCCGUGAACUCUAUGCAUUGGGCACUGUCCAUAAUGAUCUCUAUGUGAUCGGAGGGCAAAUGAAAAUCAAAAAUCAAUAUGUGGUCACAAACUGCAUGGAGAAGUACUCCAUGGAGCAAGGUACCUGGAGAACCACAGCACCUCUGCCAGUGCCAUUAGCCUGCCAUGCAGUGGUGACAAUGAAGAACAAGCUCUACGUGCUGGGUGGCUGGACACCACAGAUGGAUCUGCCUGACGAUGAGCCGGAUCGAUUAAGUAACAGAAUGUUUCAGUACGACCCGGGCCGAGACAAAUGGGCAGAGUGUGCACCAAUGAAGUACUCUAAGUACCGCUUCAGCACAGCCGUGGUCAACAGUGAGAUUUAUGUCUUGGGAGGAAUUGGGUGCCUUGGCCGCGACAGGGGGCAGACACGGAAAUGUCUUGAUGCAGUGGAGAUUUAUAACCCUGAUGGAGACUUCUGGAGGGACGGACCUCCUAUGCCUUCCCCGCUCCUCUCCUUGCGAACAAACUCUACCUGUGCAGGCUGCGUGGAAGGCAAGCUGUACCUCUGCGGAGGAUUUCACGGAGCAGCUCGUCACGAAGUCAUCACCAAAGAGAUCCUCGAAUUAGAUACAUGGGAGAACCAGUGGAAUGUGGUGGCCGUCAAUGUCCUCAUGCACGACAGCUAUGAUGUGUGCCUUGUUGCUAGGCUGAAUCCACGGGAUCUUAUCCCUCCUCCUCCUGAUUUAGUGGACCAAUAAAUGUUCAGCGGCUCUCUGCUUCCAGAUUCUGCGGAAAGAGAAGAAUAUGGAGAGACAAAUGGGAAUAUUAAUGGAGCCGGUGGCUCCAUUCUCUCCAUUGGCUAGGUGCUGCAGAGAGAAGCUUGUACCACAAGCUUAAGCACAGAAUUGCCUUCCAAAUGUGCUUCUCAGAUGAUGCUUAAUUUGCUAGCACUGGUACUGUGGACUUCUGUGUUUGAAAGCUGAUUUGCCAGCCUUGUCUCUUGGUCUGCCACUUGGUGUUCAAGCUGCAGUCUGGUGGUGCUUCUAGGGUCUGUGCCUUAGGAAUGGAGGCAGCCUGGGGCUCACCUUGCAGCACAGCACUAUGUUUGAAGGAAACCACUAACCAGGAGAAACACUCCUUUGCUGUCCAACUCACUGGGUUCUAGUCUACUGAGGGAGCUAAGAAAUAUCUGAAGUCAUCUGAUGGAAACCAAUCUGCUGUACCAAGGUGACAGAUUAAUUGGCUGAUGCAGGAGCAGAGGGAAGAUGGAGAAGAGCAUUUGUUUGUUUAAACAAAAAGAAAGCAUUAGCCAAGGUUCAUUAGCCAAGUACAAUAGCUGCUGCAAACAUUAUCUAACCCACAGUCAGGGCAUCCCUUCUUUGGCAGCAGAGAGCAGUUGUGCUGGUAGAAAAGUGGUCUUCUGGGAACAAGACACAUGUGAGUCUUCCUUUAGUAAUCCUGCACCAAAUAUGAGAAACUGCUAAAAUUUUCACAUAGAUCCUACCUGUCAUGAGGGAGAAGCUUGUGUGGUCAGAUGGAGAAGGGGAUGUAAACGAAAACAAAAUAAAUGAGAAACAGUGUUAGCUCUGCAUCUACAGAGAAAGGAUAAAAGCACCAGGCAUUUAGAGUUUAUGUAAACUAGUUGGUUUUGUAGAAGUAGCUUUAAUGAAAUAACAUCAGGCAAAUUCUGCACCAAUGGAGUUGGCUAUAAUUGCAGUGAAGAGGAGUAAUUCAAACUGUUUCUUAAAGCAGUGCUGGCCUUUCUGGGGCUUGAAGGCAGUGGCUUAGAAAAUUGUUACCAGUACAGCUGUCUUAUUUGAGCUACCAAUAACUGUUCAUCAUCCCCUGAUGCCUGCAUCACAGAAUACAUGUGAGUGAUUGCCUGGGCUGUGUGGACAGGAGAACUGGGAAUUUCUGUUGUGUUCUGGGGCUGAAACUGCAAAUGACUGUAUGCUGCAACAGACAGUGAAUGACAGAGGCAAACGCUGUAAGAGUAAGCUAGAACAUAGCAGAAGAACCAUCACAGUCAGCAAAAAGGUGUUUGUUAUGGUUACAGAAACAGUAAAAAAAACUGGAAGGAAAUAAUUGGCAAAUUAAUGAGGAAAUCCAUCAGGUGGUCACUUGCAGGAUUUGCAUUUCAGAGCACCUCCAUUUUCUUUUACAAUCACACAUUAGGCUACAAAAAUGAUAGCAUUUUUUUUCUUUUUUUUUUUUAAUUGCAAUGCUUAUUGCAGGGGGAGGUGGAGAGGAUGACCCAAAAGCCUUUCCCCAGUCCCGACUUUUCUGAUUCAUGAUCUAUUCUUUAAGAUAUCCAAUGGGAAUAUUAAUCUGUCAUAUAAAAACAAUUAGCAGGAAGGUCACUGGAGUUCACUUGAUAACAGUUAUCACAUGCUGAAGACUGCUCAGACAAUAAGGGAGUUGGUGGGAGGAACUGAGGAAAACAUGCAGAAAAGAAGUAAACUGUGAGCCAAAAAACUGAUCUCUUUUCUCCCUUUGUUUCCUGGGCAGAAUGAGUGUCUCAACCUAAACGCAGACAUUUGUGUUUGUAGCAGUUCCACAUCAUGCAGACGCUCUAUUUUUCUUUGUUGACACGGGGGUUGUUAUCUGUCCAGAGGAGAGCUGUGACAAGCGAGUCUCAACCAUUCCGGCCACAAAACACAGUUGCAGAUACAAGACUAAGGAGGUGAAAAAAGAAUCUAUUUAAAUAUGUUUUUAAACAAAAGCAAUAGAUUGUUUUCCCACUAACCAGGCAAUAUUGGAAUUUUUUUAAACUUUAAGUACUCCUGUGAAGUAUAGGCAAUGAUUUCCCUGCAGAGUUCUCAAGCCAGCAGGAAGCAAUGCUUGAGGAGCAGCUCUCAGCCAAAAUACUGAGUGUUUCCUUGUGAUUACAACAAAUUCUUGUACAGUACCUACAGAUACACUAUCACCUUUUUUGGUUUUCUUCAUGCACCACUGGAAAGUCAUUUGCCCUUGCGUGCACAGAGCAUUUCUUUUCUUCUGCAUGCCUGGUCUGGCUGUUGACAGGACUCAGUGUCUCUCGGUUUCCGCCUAACAGACCAGCUAUAUGUCCAGCAGGGAGUUGUUUUCUUCUUGUUUAAAUGUCUAGAACAAAAGAACAGUCAGACCAAUGUAGAUUCCAACUUCAAAACAUUGUGUGGACUCCACUUAGUUCUUUGUUUGCCCCUGGGGCGACUACAAUUUCUAAGUUGGAAAGGAAAGCUUGAGGGAAGGAAGGAAGAAACUGAAAGCAUGUUUAUUGAGAGGUACCAAUAUUAGCCAAAAUCCCUCCAAGAGUAUGUGAAUGUUGCAUGUCUGAUACAUUCAUGGGUAAUCUCACAUUCCUGGGAAAGCCCUUAAGAGCCUUAAUUUCUUCUACUAUGAAUCCUAAUGGUAGAAUAUUAUAGAAUAUGCACUCUCCAAGCUUGCGUGCUUCACUGAAAUAAUAGUUUACUUCAGCCACUUUCCGGCUGAGCAGCAGUUAGCUGAGCCUUUAAUCAAGGCUGCCUUGACAUCAUCCAUAAUUCUAAAAUGUGAACAAAGCAGUGCUGGCAAGCUAUGGGCUGUGGGAAUGAAUGGGGGGAUUAUUAAGCAAAGACAUGUGCUUCAGUUUCACUUGAAACACAGUACAUCACUAGUUGCCAACUAGAAUAAAAAAAUAUUGGAGAGGUUACUGGUCACAUGGUGCUUGGGGAGUAAAGAAGAAAAUGAAAAGCUAUGAAAAGCGAAUUGAAGCUCUCCCAUUAGUGUUUUAUCUUGACAUUGUCAGUGCAUAGCUCAUUUCAUAAGGAUCCCCGUGGGUCUCUGAUUUCUGUUUUCACCCAUCAGGUCACAAGAGCUGCCUGCACAUGUGAACCCUCAGGCACCUGACUGUGCGUACUCGCAUGCCACUACUGUGAUGGCCUGUGGCUCAGUCACUGCCUGUGCAAGGCAAACACAUGCACAAUUUCCUAUGUGCAACACUGAAAUGUAUGGGGAAGGUUCUGGAUUGGGUUCCAGCUGUAUUCUGCCAUUCGGGAUGCCUCAGCUUGUCAGCAGAAAAUUGCCUCGAUGCUUACAAAGCUGUUGGAUACUGCACUCCCAGGUAUGUUCCAGGCAACAGGCUGAGGGAGAUUAAAACUGAGCCCCCAGCAAUGGAACUUAGAGCUGCUCCCAGAUCGUUAUGCACAGAGGAGCCAAGGUGGGUGCAAUGAUGCUCCCAUCACUUCCCAGGAAGAAUUCAAGAUGUAAAAGGAUUGUGCCCUGGAUCUUAAUCUUACAUUUUUCCUCUACUCUAAGUGUGUAUUGAGAUUCUUGAUCAUCCGAAAAGCAAUGAAAGCAAAUGUUACAAUAAUACAUAUAAGUAUAUAAAAUUGUAAAGUAUAUUUAUGCAGGUCUGUAUUGUUUUUCUGCUGAUCUGGAAGUCUUUUAAUACAGAUUUACCAGUGAUUACUAUCUAAGCUGUAGCAAUGAGGUCUCUUUCAUAGGCUGCUCUCCUGAUGGAUUAUGGAGCUCCUCUGAAAAUUCAUUUCAUGAAUCAUAAUGCUUUGAAUCCCCAGGUCAGAAUUUCAGCUGCUCUUUGUGCAUUUCUGUGGCUCUCCCUACAGCUUUUCAAGUGGACUGUAGCUGUAGCUUCAAAGAAAAGCUAUUUCACCCCCAGUUGUGCUCAGCUGGAACUGGUACGUUUGCAAUUUGCAAUCAUUUGACGUGUUGAGGUUGAAAGCAAAGGAAAUACUGGAAAAUGGAGAAAAUAUACACUGAGCCUAUACAGAAGUACACUUCCUUCCUUUCCAUGUGCUUACUGCUCUGCCUGGGUGUCUGAUGGAAAGAUUUAAUAACAACCCCUGACUGCAGCCAUGGCAAAGGCCAUACUGGGUUAUGCAUUCGUACUGCUGGAGCAGAGAGCACGGUGCUGAGCUGUGCUGCCUUGCCAGAAGAAAUUACCUUCAAACAGAAAUGUGUUUAAGUGCUCCAUGAUGUAUACCUGUAUGCAUUUUCUAUACAUAUGUAUAACAUUCUUUUUGGAAGUUCUUUACUGACAGCAGCAGAAUCCCUUUUUAACACCUACCUGGCAACCUGUCUUCUGUAUAGCUAAUCAAAAUACUUCAAAUAAAGUGCUGUUCUUUAAA
Molecule: messenger RNA, 13277 nt
Organism: Lagopus muta (rock ptarmigan)
Lineage: Eukaryota; Metazoa; Chordata; Aves; Galliformes; Phasianidae
Gene: KBTBD12
Product: kelch repeat and BTB domain containing 12
Exons: 8
Coding region: 7071-8930 (619 amino acids)
Molecular function (GO): protein binding
Source: RefSeq, a predicted model, not a curated record